AUGACAAUGGGGUUGUGUGUUAAAAAAAUCAAAUUGAAUGAAGAUUUUUGGAUGAGACAUUCAUUAAUUGCAUUAUUCUCUUGGUACGUUAUUAUAUUAUUGGAUGAACAAAACCCCACACAUAUUGAGAAUUUAAGAAUUAUAACACCAUUCAUUUCAAAAUGGAAUGAAGCAGAAAUUAAAUCUAAACAGGAAAAAAUAUCCGAAGACGAUAUUAAUGAGGAUAUUGAUAUUGAAGAAGAUGAUGAUUCAAAUGACUACAUAAACAUAAAAUACAUUAAUAACAACAAUGAUGAUGAAUUAGAAGAAUUUUAUGAUGAAUCAAGUGAAAAGAAAUCCAAUAAAGAAGUUGAAGACAAGAUGGAAUUUGAUUGGAAUAAUACAGAUUCAAACGAGGAUAUAAACAUAGAAUACAUUAAUAACAAUAAUGAGGAGGAAUUAGAAGAAAAUGAUGAUGAGGAUGAUGAAAUGGAAUUUGAAGAGCCUGAUGAUGAAGAGUUUGAAGAUCCAUCGUCAAUUCAUAGAAUAACUGAGGGAGUGAACAAUCAUUGGAGUUUCAAUUUCCAAGAAGACCAUUCAUCUCUUAAAGAUUUGAAUGGUUUUAAUUUUUAA
This is a messenger RNA of Entamoeba histolytica HM-1:IMSS, 612 nucleotides long. RefSeq lists its product as uncharacterized. The record is from RefSeq and is a predicted model, not a curated record. The coding region runs from base 1 to 612 and encodes 203 amino acids. The transcript has a single exon. NCBI's taxonomy places the organism in Eukaryota, Evosea, Mastigamoebida, Endamoebidae.